GUGGAAGGGAGAGAUAGAGAAAGAUAGAGUAGAAGUGUAUAAGCCACAGUAAUAAUAAUAAUAAACGGCUGAAGUAUUAGUAUCAAUAGUGUUAUUAUUCGUAGUAGUAGUGGUGGUAGCCGUAGCAGUAGCGAUCCCAUCAUCCUUAGUUGUAGUACUAGCAUCCACUGCUAGUAGUGGCAGCGGCUACAUGUCGACAACAAGCUUUCAGCAGCCAAAAUUCUCUUGGCGAUGAUGAUGAUGACACCACCUUGAGAAAGAGAAGAGAAGAUAUUACAUUUACUAUAAAAGAAGGAAAACAACACAAAAAGAAGCAAAAAAAAACGAAAAAUAUAUUAACAAACUUAUGUAUAUAUAAUAUAAUAAAAUAUAUAUAUAUAUACAUAUAUGUAUAAGCCCUGGGAUAACUUUAUUGAUAUAUAUAUACCUGUUUGUGCCAUAUUUUUUUUUUAAAUUUAAAUUUAAAAAAAAAAAAGGAGAAUCUCUGUUUUAUUUUUAAAUUUUCCUUCAAGGUCCACCCACCAAUAGUUUCCUUCAAUACAACCCCACCUUCGUUUCUCUUUCAGAUAGAAAGAAAGAAGGGGGAAAAAAACACGCACGCGCGUAUACUACACACUUACAUACACGCAAUUAUAUAUAUAUAUAUAUAUAUAUAUAUAUAUAUAUAUAGAUAGGUAGAUCUACAAAUAUAUAUAUAUAUAUAUAUAUAUACACACACAAACAGUCCCUCUCCUCUCUCUCACUCAGUCAGUCAGUCAGUCAAUCAGUCACUCACUCACUCUCUCACUCACUCUCCCUCUCUAUUUCUCUUUAUUUCUAUAUCUUUCUCUUGCUAAUCCAUCUUGCUUGCAUUUAAAAAUAAGAAAAAAAAAGAAAAGAAAAGAAAUUUCUACACACUCCUUUUUAGCCGUGUAAUAUUAUUAAAAUUUUGCUUUGUCGUCUCCUGCGAUCGUUCAUCACCACAAAACAAAAAUGGAUUCAAAGUUAGAAAAAGAUUGCAGUGCUCUGGGAGGCUUGUUUCAAGCCAUCAUAAACGACAUGAGAAGAAGUUCACCAAUCUGGGAGGAUUUUACCAAUAAGGCCACCAAACUGAAUUCGUCACUGAAAACCACACAAAUAGCAAUCAGUGCAUUUUUGGAUACGUUUCAGAAAGUUGCUGACAUGGCCACUGGAUCUAGAGGUGCCACAAGAGAAAUGGGUUCUUCUCUCACACGGCUUUGCAUGCGACAUAGGAGUAUAGAAAACAAGAUAAAAACUUUAGCAAGUACUAUAACUGAAAAUCUUGUUGCACCUUUACAAGAGAAGAUGGAAGAGUGGAAACGUAAUGUGGCACAUUUGGACAAAGAACAUGCAAAAGAAUACAAAAAAGCUAGUCAAGAAAUUAAAAAGUGUGCAGCAGAUACAAUACGGUUGCAGAAAAAAGUGAAAAAGGGAAAGUCCGAUAUUCAAAGUAGACUGGAGAGUGCUCUGCAAGACGUGAAUGAUAAAUACUUGGUACUAGAGGAGACUGAAAAGAAUGCUGUGCGGACAGCAUUGAUUGAGGAACGGAGUAGAUUUUGUAUGUUUGUUACUUGUUUUAAGCCGUUUGUGGAAUGGGAAAUAAGCCUUUUAACUGAGAUUACACAUUUAAAAGAAGUUAUGGAUAACCUAUCAAAACAAUCAAGUGAUCCUCACACUUUGCCUGCCGCAAAAAAUGUACUUACAACAAAGAAUUUGACACCACCAAGCUCCCCAAGUUCACUUGGUUCACGGAAAUCCAGUAUGUGUAGCAACAGUAGCAUAAACAGCUCAUCUGACUCUUCUGCCAAAUCCUACUCCCCAACACACCAUCACUACCGGUUCCGUAGUCCCUCGCAGGUCAGCAGUGUAAGUUUAUGCUCCAAGCAAUCUGUACAGCAGCUUCCUCUGCCUGGCUCUGUCCGUCUAACAAGCGUUUCAUCCCAAGACUCCGGCUUCACUUCACAGGAUGCCCUGUUUUUGAGAUCAACUACUCCACCAUUCCUCCACCUGAGACAGGAGAAAACAGAGGACAUUUCUGAGGAGAACCUUACUGCUGAACAAUCAUCUCAAAUCAGAAAAAAAAAACAAGUCACGACUACUGACAGCGCUAGUACCGGGGUUGACACUCGAGGAAUUGAUUCGAAUGCAUCUACACCGUCUGAGAAUCCACCCUCUACUAGUUCCACCUGGAAUAAUUGGCCUAACACUCCACACGUACAAAAUUCUGAUCCGCCUCGCCCGCACACUAUUUCUUCGGCUUACGAAAAGACACACUCUCGACCUGCUCUCUCAGAUCAAGUGUUCGUGGCUCCAUCAUCGUCUAGAGACAUGCUGGAUCAAAUAGUCCAGUCACAUGACCCUGCCCAGACACAACAGGUAUCACCCUACGGCCACAUCAGGGCCGAGCGACCCAAAAGUGCUAUUGGGGGUGCCACAUCCCGGCCGACAUCUGCCACUAUAAUCAAGAUGCAACCUGUUAUGCCGCCUCUUGGACCGAAACCCAAGAGUAAAGCAGUGCCUCCGCCCACAAUACCAGGUGGUCAACAACCGACCUAUGUGAACAUGACAGACCUAGCUCAUAUGGCUGCUGAAAAGCAACGCAAGCAAGAACAGCGCAAAGAACAGCGAGAAUCCAAACUGAUGAGUAAAUCCCAAACCCAAUCUCCUUGUGAGCAGAAAGAUAGUAAAGAGCAGAAGUCACAGUCUUUGUUGGAUUUGCUCGACAUUCAGGAGGCAAUCAGGGACUUAGAAAACUGUACUGCUGCUCUACACAGCGACUACGAUGAUGACACCGACUCAGAUUCGGUUACAAGUCAAAAGGGUUCUAACCAGGCCCAGCAAAACAGUCUUGAAUUAGCCAUUAAAGAACUAGAAGCUACCACUGCUGCUCUAACGUCCCAUUAUGAAGAACCGACAACUAAUGCUGUCACAACAACAAGCCGUACAUCUCUGCAAUGUUCUAGUGGAUAUGGAACAAUGAAUUCUACCCCAGCAGGUUCUGAGGAUACUAUAGCAUCUGGAGAUUCAGUAUCACUGACAGCUCAGGUUGCUAACGACCUUGAUCUAACGCCCACGGAGGGCAGCUGUGACUGCGACAAAUACUUCACCAUUCCUCGUAACAACAGCGAUAUGGUCAGUGCCUACAAGGCCGAGGUGGUAAAUAAGCGGCCUGCAUCCACGGCAGGUUUACCUGUAUCAAAACCACCAGCUUCUGGUUCCUCACGACGUACAAGCGGUUCUAAGCCCCCGCCUCCAGUGAGAAGAUCAUCAUCUGUGUCUACUGGUUCUGUAGGACUACCUCCUGUCCUUCACAAGCUGCGUUCAUCUCCAUCGAAGCAAGGUCUGCCAGCAUCAGGUCCACAAGCACAGCAACAGCAGCCUGCGCCCCAGCAAAUGGCGCCGCCUCAACAAUCCCCUAUUUCUCAUCAGACGUUACUGAGACAUCCCAAGCCACCAAUUCCUACUCAACAACAGCCUCCCCCGUUAUCUCCAGCAUCACCUAAAUCUGUGAAAUUGUCUCAGCCAGACCAUUCUAUGCAACAUUCUCCUGGAACAAAGCACAGAAGACACUUGAGUGGCACUGACAGCCCUCCCAAUCCUAUGAUAUUGAGAGAUGGUGACAGUGGGAUCAUCACAGGAGGUCUUGGCAUACAUCUAUCCUCGGCACGGACAAGUAAUAAUAAAGUAGUUGUUGAGUAUGCUGUUCCAGAAGUCUCCAAGCCCCUGAAAGCACCUAUCACAGCAACCAAAUCAGCAGCUUCAAGCUCGGGGUCAGCCACCCCCACAGCAGAAGGCUCCCCACAUACAUCUGUACGAAGGUCUAGUGUUAUAGAUACUUACAGUUCUAACUACGCUGCUCUCAGGUCAGAGAGGCGUGGAGAUAAACCCACGCAGAAGGAGGACGGGGGA
Octopus bimaculoides (California two-spot octopus) is the source of this 3909-nucleotide messenger RNA. RefSeq lists its product as uncharacterized. The record is from RefSeq and is a predicted model, not a curated record. Gene Ontology annotation, molecular function: phospholipid binding; actin binding. Gene Ontology annotation, cellular component: cytoplasmic side of plasma membrane; actin cytoskeleton. Gene Ontology annotation, biological process: cell projection assembly; plasma membrane organization. NCBI's taxonomy places the organism in Eukaryota, Metazoa, Mollusca, Cephalopoda, Octopoda, Octopodidae.